Molecule: messenger RNA, 5090 nt
Organism: Poeciliopsis prolifica (blackstripe livebearer)
Lineage: Eukaryota; Metazoa; Chordata; Actinopteri; Cyprinodontiformes; Poeciliidae
Product: probable G-protein coupled receptor 101
Exons: 1
Coding region: 734-2077 (447 amino acids)
Biological process (GO): G protein-coupled receptor signaling pathway
Cellular component (GO): membrane
Molecular function (GO): G protein-coupled receptor activity
Source: RefSeq, a predicted model, not a curated record
UCCUAUUUUUUUUUUUCUUCUUCUUCUUCUUCAUUCUGACACCUCGGAGACAAGAUCCGACUAUAAGCAGCCUAACACUGCUAAGGAGGAAUCGAAGCAGAUAAAAAUAAUAAACGAUCCGCCUUGAAAAGAGCCGCGGCGGAGAAGAUCUGCCCGUCUGGAUGAGAGAACCCCGCUGGGUGAAGACACGCCGCCGACGACAGGAGCCGAGGCACGGAUGGAAACCGAGCGCAGCGCAGAGGAGGCGGCAUCAUCAGGCAAAUUAUCGCCUCGCUGAUCAUCUCAAAGCGUUUCAUGCAUCAGUAACAGAUUAGCGGCUGGUGAUAUUUUCUGUCCGCCGGAGGCUGGGACGGCGGCAUCUGCAGUCGCCAAAUUCCAUUUUUCAUUCUGCAGAUGUCGGCUGCAGGAAGGAGAAGAAGAAGAAGAAAAUGAAGAAGAAGCGGCCUGUUUUUGUCGGGUGAAGCCUUCGGGGAUUAAUCACUGAUCGCCAUGAACGGCGAAUCAGUGUGGGUUAUCUUCAUCUGCUCGUGGAUAACUCGCGUGGGCAGCUUUCACGCCUUGCGGGUGAUGUUGUCACUUUGGAUGAAAUACGUUUAAAAACAAUAAUGUGAGAUGUGUAUUGAAACUCAUUGAGGAAGGAAUACCACAGCAGCAGAUGGGCUGGUGUUAGAUGAUGAUCAGUAUGGGACUGACCUGACUUUGUGUCAACACUCUGCUGGGUGCCAGCCGGAAGAUGUCAUCCUCCCAGGCACCUGGUUUGGGCUCCAAUUUCACUGAUGAUCCCCUGGAGUAUGGCUUCACACUGUCCAGUCGGGACCCCGUCUGGUCCUCCUUGGCUGACAGCGUGGUGAGGGUGGUGCUCAUAUCUGUGAUUGUGUGCCUCUCUUUGUUUGGGAAUGUGGUCGUUCUCCUGGUUUUCCAAAGGAAGCCUCAGCUCCUUCACGUCGCCAACCGCUUUGUCCUCAACCUCCUCCUGGCGGAUCUCCUCCAGACCGUCUUAGUCAUGCCGUUUGCCAUUGCGGCUGCCUUGCCAGGUGUGUGGCCGCUGGAUGCUCGGCUGUGCCAGGCUCUGGUGGUUCUCAUGCACCUUUUUGCAUUCACCGGAGUCAACACCAUCAUUGUUGUCUCAGUGGAUCGCUACCUGGCCAUCAUCCACCCUCUAUCUUAUCCGACCCGCAUGACCCCACACUUAGGCACCAAUCUGAUAAUUGCCACCUGGGUGCUGAGCGUCUUGCAGAGUACACCCCCUCUCUACGGCUGGGGCUCCAUAGAUUUUGACAGUCAUUACAAGGUCUGCACAGUGGUGUGGUCCUCCAGCUGGUCCUAUUCUGCUCUGGUGUUCACCUUCUCCUUUUGGCUUCCAGUGCUAAUCAUGCUCGGAUGCUACUGGAUGGUGUUUAGAGCUGCUAGGAGACAGAAUGCAUUAGUGCAUCCCAUUCAGACGCAAUCAUACUCCCAGCCUUGCCAGCAGGAAUUUCAGGGCCCCACCAGUCCGCAGCAGCUUUCUUUACCCCAGCAGGCAAGUUCACCUGAGGGCCCCUAUACAGCCCGAAAACACCCUGUUCGAGUUAAACACAGACGGUUCCACUACCACUGCAAGGCAGCUCGUGUAGUAUUUGUCAUCAUGGCUUCAUAUAUCUUCAGUAUGGGUCCCUACAUCAUUCUGAAUACCAUUUCGAUGAGCACCAGAGCCAAUGUGUCCCCAUGGUUGUCCUCCACUGCCCUUGUGCUAUUCUUCUUGCAGUGCUGCCUUCAUCCGUACAUUUAUGGCUACAUGCAUCGCAGCGUGAGAAAAGAGUUCCUGGCUUUGCUUUAUGGGAUGCUCUGCAAGCAGGGCCGUCCACGACACAGCUCCACGGUGGAGGGUUGCUUCACCGCGACGGAGGGACACCCCAAUGCUCACCCUCACCUCCCCAGUCUGGCUGCUCGAGUUUUCCCCAUGCAGACUUGGGAAGAGUGCACAACGUCCUCCUCUCCUACUUGUGAGAGGAAGUCAAGAGACAGCCGCAGAGAGACCACCUCUACCAGUUUCAGCUCAGAGAGAGAGCUUCCUGUUCACGGCCAGAAAAGCUCAUGAUCUGCACUGCAAUCAUCAGAAAGUAAAUCUUUAUUCCUAUGUGAGAAGUUCCUGUGGAUGGGAGGCGAUAAAUGUGGAUCUCGCCUACUGAGCUUAUAAUCAGUGGUACUGAACACAUUCUCAUUCACUUAUCAAUCGUUUGAUGGUUUGUCUUAAACGGAAAAGUGUGGGCUUUUUGAAAUUAGGUUUCCUUAAAUAAGAAGAUAAUAUUUUAACAGCAGUAGGUAACUCUCUAGAUUGCAGCAGACUCCUACUGUCUUUAAACAGCAAAACACAUUUAUGUAAACACAGUUUCAUGAACCUUUAAAUUGCUCUAGUGUUGGCAUUGGGUGGUUAUUUUCACAGAACUUGGUGCUUACAGUCUGUUUGAUUUGUAUAGGAAGCUCAGAUCUGGGUGAAGGCGUCACAUCCAAGAGUUUUCUUGUUGUGAUUCGGAAAACUCAACUGGAUUUGCUGUUUGUUGUUGUGGUAACCAACUAAAUACUGUAUUUUCUUCUAUUUUAUGUGUACAAAUUCUAAAGAAACAUUGUAACCAUUAAAUGAUAUGAAAUGUAUAGGAGACCUUAUACAUUUUAUGUUAUCGGUACAAGGACAUAACUGAUGGUGCACUCCUUCCUUCCUUCUUUCCUUUUUUCUUUCCUUCUUUCCUUCCUUCCUUCUUUCCUUUUUCCUUCCUUCCUUCCUUUCUUUCUUUCUUUCUUUCUUUCUUUCUUUCUUUCUUUCUUUCUUUCUUCCUUCCUUCCUUCCUUCCUUCCUUCCUUCAUUUUCUCUGUUUCUUGUGUAACUAAUCAACAGCUCAUGUGUUAAUAGCGUAGACAACAAUGGGUUAAAGGUUUAUAAAAUGGUGCUCCAAAAAACCUUCUUUCAGAUUUUGAGCCUGGAGUUUUUUUAAGAUGGUAGAAGACCAUAUCAGUGUCCCUCUUGGGGCAGCCAUUAUUUUUAAGCCAAUCUGGAUUUAUAUUAAAUAAAGUGAGUUAUCUACUGCAGUUAAGAUAUUAUCAGAACCUAACCUCAGAAAUCCCAAACUAUCCCUUUAUGCUUCUCCAAUGGAGUUUGUCAUACAAGGGGGAAAGUUUUGUCCAGUCAAGAGUAUCAAAACUGGCUGAGGGUUUUUUAAUAUGUAAAUGCAGUUAUAAAAGUUACAACAUAGAUUGUAUGUACAAGACUUGCUGUUGUCAUCAUGUUCUGUCUGUAAAACCAUCAUCAGAAGUAUCCAAUAUUGUAAUUACUGAUGUUUGAGUUUCAAAAUGGACCUUUAAAACAUUUUUUUAAUUUUAACUAAUCAAUCUAGACCUUUCCCUAAAAUGAAAUAUCAUCUUUUUUCUGACACAAACCAUUGAUAUCUUGAAUUAAUUGUUAGUUUAGCAAGACCUCUCCUCUAGUGUGUUUAAUGGGAAGCAUGCUGGAGGGCACAGCUUUAUUUCCAUCAUAUCAACUCAGGGUGCUGCUCGCAGACUAAGAAAAAUGAUGUGCCCAUAUCAAUUCAAUUUUUAGCUUGUAAAUAUUAAUUUUCUGCAACUCCUCUUAGUCUUGAAGCGCCUUUUUGGAGAAUAGAAAGAAUGAUUCACUGUGCCUGUAAGCGAAAGGACGUAGAAGGGUUAUAAUUCCCUUUAGUUAAUAAUAUGGACAAACAAACACACGCAUCAGUUUCUAGUUUGUUCUGGCAAAACCUGAAGCUUUUUACUUCUCGAGUGUGUCAGAUUUGGACUCAGUAUUUACUGCCUUUUUAACGAUCGCCUUUCUUUAGAGAGUCAGAGUAUUUUCUUCAACACCACACAACAUGGAGAGCAACGUGUGAUAAAAAUAUAACAGUGUACCAGUUUUUUUAAACAAGCAGCAUGCCAGGAGAGCUUAUGUAACAGAUUUCUUACAUUCCAUUAAACACAUGUAAAGGUGUAAGAUACCUCUUUGAGAAAAAUUAGAAAGAAUUUUGACUCUUCAAAACAUCUUUGUUUCAUUUAAACAUAAAUUAAAUUCCAGAAGACGACUGGCUUGAAUCUGCAAAUUUCAGUCAAUCUUGAAGGUGUCCAUUUUGGCGAACGUCCUUCUUUCUCCUCUCUCAGUAUAUGCAGAUGUGAUCAGAUGUGCCAGAGUUCCAGCAAUUUCCAUUUCAUGGCAGACUUUCCUUAAAAUCUUAACCAAUUUCUUUUCACAUAAAAGUGAAUGUUUGGUUCCAAGAGGUGGCAUAUCUUAACAAAUUGCACUUAGGUACAGUUAUUUGAAUCAAUAAUCUUAAAAUCUUUGGUUGUUUAGAGGAUCAAUCUUUCCUUUGGACUUUCCCAUUGAUCUGAGUAUUGAUCUGUUUGAUGAAGUUAUACAAUCAUUCCAUGGUGGACAGAUACUAAAGCAUAUUAUUUAAAACCUCUGAAUGUGUUCCUGGCCCUGCUGAGUGUAUGUAAAUGUCUGACUGCACCAACAGUGUUACAGAGAAAAGUAUAUUUAGGAAGCCGUAAGCUUGACUAGGGCUCAUUUUAACAGCAGGUUUUCCCUUUGUUUUGGUAUUUCUAUAACUAUUUGUUAAAGGAAAAAUUGUUUUUCCCCUAGUGUGUUAUUUUUCAUACUAUAUUGUAAUAGAUUUGUAUGUUUUUUUUUCUUUCUGUUACCUGCCUUUGUUAUAAACCUGUAUUUAUCCAGAAGGUCAGUAGAGAAAACAUAUUUGACAAUCAAACUUGUCAGAAUCUUUCAAUAGAAGUUUGCAUUGCAGCAAAUAAGAGAAAAUGUUUAGACUUUGAAAACUACAUAUUUUGUGCAUUUGUAUUAAUUUGGUUGGAAUAAUAAAUGCUGUUUGUUGUUUAAUAAUAAACUGUAUGUAAUGUAUAAGAAAAAUAAUGUCAUGUUACAUUGAGGUUUGUCCAAGAAAUAUUUAAAAUCAGGAUUUCUUUCUGUCUUCAGUUAGUCACACUUAGUUUUAAUUAAAUGGAUAAAUUAUACAAAUUAAUUUAUCACCAGUAUAUUACGAUAUACUCAUUUGAAUUACUGCAUCAACAGUUUGAAAUACAACAUCUUAAUCUGC